Messenger RNA from Ostreococcus lucimarinus CCE9901, 1023 nucleotides. RefSeq lists its product with no specific name. The annotation marks the transcript as partial. NCBI's taxonomy places the organism in Eukaryota, Viridiplantae, Chlorophyta, Mamiellophyceae, Mamiellales, Bathycoccaceae. The record is from RefSeq and is a predicted model, not a curated record. The transcript has a single exon.
AUGCUUGCGCUCCCGAAAUACCUCGCGCUGAGCGCCGGUGCGGUGACGUGCGUCGUCGCGCACGCGCUGUACACGCGGGAACAAUACUUUCCGGCGAUGGUGUACCUGAGCACGAGCAAAGCGGCGCUGGUGGCGAUCGGAAACUUUGCGUUCGCUUUGAUGUUGGUGUUGGCGCACGCCGUCAAGGCGACGUUUCUGGGGACGCUUCGGGAGGCGGAGGUCGAGCGGUUGUACGAACGCACGCGAGACGCAGUGAUGGAGACGUGCCUAGCGAUGACAAUAUUUCGAGAGGAGUUUAACUCGCGGUUCGUCGCGCUGUUCGUGAGCUUAUUGUUCGUGAAGGCGUUUCACUGGUUGUACCAGGACAGGGUGCAGUACACGGAGACGGCGCCGACGCUGAGUCGGUUCACGCACGUGCGACUGGCGACGUUCAUGGGAACGUUGUUGUUGGUGGAUUUGAGCAUGCUGAGCUACAUCGUCGGGAACACGAUCGAGAACGGACCGAGCGUGUUGUUGUUGUUUGGGUUUGAGUACGUGAUUCUCGCCACAAAGCUCUUCGUCGGGUUCGCAAAGUACUUGAUCAUUAGCGCUGAUCGAAUGCUGGACGGACAAUGGCAAGGCAAAGGGACGUGUGUGUUUUAUCUUGAGCUCGUGACGGAUUUGUUACAGCUCUUUGUGUACUUUGUCUUCUUUUUGAUCAUUUUUGCGUACUACGGGAUGCCAGUGCACCUCGUUCGAGAUUUGUACGUGACGUUUAGAAACUUUAGAAAGCGAGUGGAAGAGUUCAUUCGAUACCGUCGAGUGACUGCAAAUUUGAACGAUCGAUUUCCUGAUUCCACCGCCGAGGACUUAUCCACGGGGGACGACGUGUGCAUCAUUUGCCGAGAGAAUAUGGAAGUGGACGCGCAAGGCGGGAGCAAACCGAAGAAGUUGCCGUGCGGACACUCCUUUCAUUUGCAUUGCCUUCGGUCUUGGUUGGAACGCCAGCAAGCGUGCCCGACGUGCAGACAGUCUGUCUUACCC